AUCAGAUUCUUCAGAGUUCUUACCUUCCCGGUUGACCGAGACUCACGUUAACUCUGACCCCUCUCCCUCUUUACUAGCAGAGCACUUUGUUGAAAACCCAAGUAGCCCUUUUGUCUUCUUUAGUUUAAUAGAUUAAAGCAUCUUUUAUUUAUUUUUUUUGUUGCUCCCCAACAAGGUGGAGGAAUGUCACAUUAAUCUUACUCUUCGUGGACUGAGUUGAUCACCUGGCCUGUUCUCUGUCCUGUGAGAAUAGUCUCCUCUUCACAUCAUCACUAAGAACUGACCCGUACAGUUUACCCUCGGAAACCCUUUCAGCAAGAGAUCGGGAUGGUUCUCAAUGUGCCGGGUCUGGUGGUCAUGGCGGGGUUCUACAUGCUGAUCUUGGGUACGGGCAUCUGGGCAUCCAUGCGUUCCAAGAAGCAGGAAAAGAAGUGCUCAGGAGACGGCAUGGAGAUAACACUUCUGGCCGGACGCAGCAUCAACUCACUAGUCGGCAUCUUCACUCUUACUGCUACAUGGGUGGGUGGAGGCUUCAUCCUCGGUAUAGCUGAGGCAACAUACAACCCGACACUGGGCGCGGUGUGGGCCCUCAUGCCUGUGCCAUAUGUCCUGACCUUCUUCUUAGGUGGGUUUUUCUUUGCCAAGCCUAUGAGAGAGAACAAGUAUGUAACAAUGAUGGACCCCUUCCAACAAAAGUAUGGGAACGUUGUGAGCAGUGCGUUGAUCUUUCCCGCUCUGGUGGCUGAUGUCCUGUGGGUGGCACGCACACUUGUCAGCCUGGGUGGGACCAUGAGUGUAAUCCUGGACCUGCCCUACGUCUACUCCAUCAUCAUCUCCUCAGCGGUGGCCAUGAUCUACACACUGCUGGGGGGGCUCUACUCUGUGGCCUAUACGGACGUCAUCCAGCUCAUCCUCAUCUUUGUCAGUCUGUGGGUGUGUGUCCCUUUCCUGAUGACCAACCCUCACUCUAUGGACAUCUCACUGACGGCCUACAACGAGACCUUCCAGGCUCCCUGGGUCGGCACAGUGGAGCUCGAUGAGGCCGGCAAGUGGUUCGAUGACUUCAUGCUGUUGGCUCUGGGGGGUUUGGCCUACCAGGCGUUUUACCAAAGAAUUCUAUCCGCCUCGUCUUACACCCAGGCCCAAGUUACCUGCUUCGCCUCCUCAGGCUUCUGCCUGGUGCUGGGGAUCCCCUCCAUUCUGGUGGGGGCUGUGGCCGCCUCUACAGACUGGAACUCAACCAGCUAUGGAUUACCCACCCCGUAUGAACGCAACCAGGCAGGCUCAAUCCUCCCCAUCGCCCUGCAGUUCCUCACACCACCCUACGUCUCCAUCAUCGGCAUUGGAGCUGUAGCUGCCGCGGUCAUGUCCUCGAUGGACUCAGCUCUUCUGUCCUCCGCAUCAUUGUUUUCCUCAAAUAUCUACAAGAACAUCCUCAGGAAGCAGGCAUCCGACCGUGAGAUGAUGUGGGUGAUCCGUACCUCGGUGGUAGUGGUGGGUCUGGCUGGCACCGCCCUCACCUUCCUGGACAACAGCGUUCUGGUCUUCUGGCUCGUGGGCGUGGACAUGUCCUACACGAUCAUGUUCCCUCAGCUGGUCUGCGUCCUCUUCUUCGAGGUGUCCAACGGCUACGGGGCUACCCUGGGCUACUUGAUGGGGAUGAUCCUGCGUUUGCUGAGCGGCGAGCCCCUCAUCGGCCUCCCGGCCGCCAUCCACUUCCCCGGCUGCCGCUUGGACGCCGAGGGAAAGCUAACCCAGUACUUCCCCUUCCGCACCGCUAUCAUGGUCACGUCGCUCUUGACUAUCCCGCUCUUCUCCUGGCUGAUGGCCGUCGUUUUCAACAAGGGCCUGCUGUCUGAGAGGUGGGACGUGUUCCAGGUCAAACGACAGGAGAAACCAACGGCCGCGGCCGCAGCCAUGGACGACGAGAGGACCAACUGUGGUACGGAGGAAGCCUCCACCGCCAAGCAAUUACUGGACACCACGCGCUGCUGAAGGGCGGAUGGAGAGGGAGAGAAGAUGGCAAACAUGUUCUAUUUUCUGCUAAGCAGGGGGGGGGAUUUGGAGCAAUCGUCAUUAGCGGAGUGUGAUCUGAGCACCUCGCACUACUUCAUGAGUGGCCUCUUUGUCUUCCACAGAGAAUACACUGAAAGGAGGCUUUCUGGGGGGGUGUCAGCAAUUCAGAUGUUAUCCCUCACAGCAUGUAGAGAAAGUCCUUCUCACAUAUAAGGGCCAAGCGAGAAAUGCUAAGCACUGCUGCGUUACAUAUAUUUAUGUUGUCUAUAUAAAAUGCAGCAUAAUCUCAAAUAUUAGAUCAAAUGUAAUUAUGUUUUAUUAGAUAUUCUUCCCUAAAAACAAACUUUUACAUUCGCACAGAUAUAAAGAAAUAUAUUUUUUUAGUAAAUUGAGAUUUUUUUUUUCCCCAAAGACCACCGUGUGGCAACAAAGAAGACGUCCUCCAAAAGUUAUUUAUUUGAUAUUGCAUUUUGUUAGACAAAAUGUUGUGCAGAUUGUUUUACUUCACACACAAACAUGGCUAAUACACCAAUUAGAUGUUAGAAAGAUUGUGCUGUUUUCUGAUACCUAAACGUGUUGCUGUGUAUUAUUAGACACAGCAGUCCACACUACUGGAGAUGUUUUAUUUUUUAUUUUUUUAAUAAUCUGUGUGCAAAGAGAGAAUAUCUGAGUUCUGUGGACGUGUCUAAGAUGUGAAGAUUAAUAGUUACAUGUGGAUUUUAAGACCAACGUUUACCUCCAUUGAUCAAAUACCUUCACCUGCGUACUGGUGACUAAAGUGUGCAAUCCUGUCGACUGCAACUGAGUUGUUACGCAGAGAUGUUUACUCUCCCAAGCGAGCGAUUUCAAAAAAACGUUAACAGAAGAACGCACCGCAAAAGAACUGGAACUGGAGUCCUGGACUGGAGACUAGACUGUUCGAAGAACCUUAAGUUUUGUUUUACUGAGCCUUAUUGUAGUGCUGUUGUGCAGGGAGAGUUCUGCUAACAAGUUAAAGGGGUGAACACUCUCGACACUGUUCAAAUACCUCCUGCACUGGUCAUGGUGGAUCUAAGCACACAGGACGUUGACCUCUGACCCAAACUCCCCUCCAAAGGGCGCUUCUCAAAACAGGACGUUUUUAGGGCACAAUGCAUCCAUCUUUUUAUGCGUUUGUGAUUUCCUUACUCUUGUAUACUGUACAGUUGUUGUCAUUAUGAUUUGUGUAUUAACACUUGUUUUUUUAACUGAGCUUAUUGCCAUGCGUUGUGAUUUCCACAACGCAUGGCAAUAAGCAUUACAUGUAAUUUCACCUUCACACGUGUUUUUAAUGACUGCGUGGCAGUUAAUUUUGUUUCAGCAGUGGUCCUGAACACACAUCACAGGAAUCAAUGUUACAUAAUGCUGUGGGAAAGUAUUGGCCACACUUCGGCCCGAUAACGUCUCAAGACCUGAUUUGAUGGAAGAAGACCUGCUAGCGCCACAAUAUAAAGAAGGACGGCAACGCCUCAAUAAUGGAGUGCAUGUUAACUGUCAUCUGUGCAUUUCCCACUUUUUGAGGAGAAAAGUGUUGUUUUCCAUGUGGGUCAAGAAUCAUCUUUGAAAGUUUUUAACAGUUGUUAGUUUUACAAUAUCAACAGGUAGUACAUUGCAUUAUCCUCUAUUAAAUAUGCAUGCAUACUAAUAUGCAUGUUGGUAAACAAUGAUGUUUGUGCAAGCUGUUCACUCUUGCCACUACUACUUUGUAAUCAACCCCAUGAGAUGAUGUUCUGUCAAAAUAAAAGCUGAAACCAAA
Messenger RNA from Gasterosteus aculeatus aculeatus (three-spined stickleback), 3790 nucleotides. Its product is annotated as high affinity choline transporter 1. Lineage: Eukaryota; Metazoa; Chordata; Actinopteri; Perciformes; Gasterosteidae. The record is from RefSeq and is a predicted model, not a curated record. Gene Ontology annotation, cellular component: plasma membrane. Gene Ontology annotation, molecular function: choline:sodium symporter activity. Gene Ontology annotation, biological process: choline transport; transmembrane transport; acetylcholine biosynthetic process.